Messenger RNA from Pseudophryne corroboree (corroboree frog), 1364 nucleotides. RefSeq lists its product as uncharacterized. The record is from RefSeq and is a predicted model, not a curated record. NCBI's taxonomy places the organism in Eukaryota, Metazoa, Chordata, Amphibia, Anura, Myobatrachidae. The transcript is spliced from 6 exons. The coding region runs from base 33 to 1205 and encodes 390 amino acids.
UCUCUUCCUGGCGAUCUCCAUUCCAGGUCACCAUGGCGCACAUCACUACAGCACUCACUCUCCUAUCUCUGUGCUCCAUUGUGUUUGGCCAAUGGGCUGAAUAUUAUAUCACCACUCAGAAUGGGGGCAUAUGGGGAUCCUGGGGACCUAUUGAGUGGUGUCCACAUGGUUCUAAAGCCAAAGGAUUCGCUAUAAAGGUGGAAUCAAAGCAGGGAAAUGGUGAUGAUACCGCGGCAAAUGCAAUCCGUUUAUAUUGCUAUGACCGAAAUGACAAUUAUAAAGGUUCCGUCCAGUCCACCGAGUCCGGAUGGGGAACAUGGGGUAAUUCUGUAAAAUGUAGCAAUGGCCACAUUCAGUCAUACAAAGCCAAAGUGGAGGAGAAUCAGGGCAAGGGAGAUGACACGGCUCUCAACAACAUCAUCGUGCAGUGCUCCAACGGCCAACAACUGGAGGCGCACGGAGGCCCUUGGGGGUCAUAUGGAGUUUGGAGCAAGGGUUGCAAGUUCGGCGUCUGUGGGAUUAAAACCAGGGUGGGCCUGAUCAGGGAAAUGGAGAUGACACCGCCCUUAAUGACUUGCAGAUGCAUUGCUGUUGUGAAUGAUGAUGUACCAUUCCAAAGUGUCUAUCUCAUACUUCUCAAUUCGUCCCAUGGACCCAAGCACAUUUUGAGCAACUCUCACUCUGAAAUGGCUGCUGCGGUGUGUACUACAGAUUUCUUGUUUGCUGGGGGAUACCUGAGACUGCUCCAUGAGGCUACAAUAAACCAGGGCCAGAUGUUCCGGCUAAAUAGAACCAACAUUUUCCGUCUGUAUGACCUUGUCAAACUGGACCUAGACCCUGAGACAGCACGCUCUCGCUCUAUCUCAGGCCUGCGCAAACUCCUGGCUGUGUUUCACUUUAUGGCUACUGGGAGCUUCCAGGCUGUGACUGGCGAUGUUAUUGCAAUGGCCACAUUGAGUCAUACAAAGCCAAAGUGGAGGAGAGUCAGGGCAAAUGGAGAUGACACGGCUCUCAACAACAUCAUGGUGCAGUGCUCCAAUUGCCAACGAAUGGAGGUGCACGGAGGCCCUUGGGGGACAUAUGGAGCUUGGAGCAAUACUUGCUGGUUCGGCGUCUGUGGGAUUAAAACCAGGGUGGAGCCACCUCAGGGAAAUGGAGAUGACACCGCUCUUAAUGACUUGGAGAUGUAUUGCUGUUCUGAGUGAUGAUGUACCACUCCCAACUGUCUAUCUCAUACUUCUCAAUUCGUCCCAUCAUGGAUAAGUCUAAGCUCAUACCAAUUGUGGUGGGUUGAUGUUCUGAGAUGUCCCAGAUAACCAAAACUAAAUAAAAGCCUUAACAAAUAAUAUAAGUACAUUUCAGAA